AUGAGAAUCUCCAACAGUUUGCGACCGACGAUAGCCACGGUUUUCCUUCUGGGUGGAGUUCUGUUCUCUGACUUGGCUUUUUCCCUCGCUGUCACUGGAUCCUCCUCAUGCACGGAAACAUGCGGCAGCGGCUUCACUUACGCCAGUGACCUCGUCUGCAGCGACUCCUCCUUCAAUAGUACAUCAAAGGGCCUAAAACUGAAAGAUUGUCUGCUCUGCGAAAGCACCAGCACGGCGUAUGAGCUGCCAAAUCAGAACGAUAUCUACUGGUUUCUCUUCAACCAGAAAUAUACCCUCCAGGACUGUCUCUUUGAUCGCGAACCCGACGUCUCGCUCUCGCCCUGCGAAUCGUCCUGUCUGCCGCUCAAAUCCGUGUUCAAGACGCUUUGGUACCAGAAUGGCUGGAUCCCGCAGUACGAGUACUGCGAUAUGGGCGGCGGCGCGUUGGAGACGUAUGCGGGUGAUUGCGCGGAUUGUUUGAGGGGAAAGACGGGGUCGGUGUUCUUGGGGAAUUUUAUGGACACCAUGAACUCAGCAUGUCAGAACAAGCCGAACGCAUCAGACGGAGAGACAGUAAAGCUGCGACAAGCGCUCUUCGCCACAGAGACAUCUCUCUCAUCAACGAGUACCAGCUCCGCAACCAAACCCACCACGACCACAACCCCCACAACCUCAACUUCUACAUCCACCACCUCCGACCCAUCAACAACCCCGACCAUAGACGUAGACACCCAGCCCGAGACAGAAUCGCAAUCAAGCAGCCUCUCCACAGGCGCAGCAGCCGGAAUCGGCGUCGGAGCCGGAGCAGGCGGCCUUAUCCUCCUCGCGGCACUAGUCUGGGUAUUCUUCUUGCGACGGCGCAAAGCGCAGAACGACGAGAAAUUGAUCCCCCAGUGGAAUGACGAGAGUACGAGUAGUUUGAAACAUGGCGCGCCGCUGGUGUCGGAGAUGCCGACGCCGAGGUUUGCGAAUAUGCAAGAGUUGGAGGGCGGGGUGGUGAGGGCUGAGUUGCCUGGUUCGUGA
Molecule: messenger RNA, 1023 nt
Organism: Aspergillus melleus
Lineage: Eukaryota; Fungi; Ascomycota; Eurotiomycetes; Eurotiales; Aspergillaceae
Exons: 3
Coding region: 1-1023 (340 amino acids)
Source: RefSeq, a predicted model, not a curated record